CUUAGUUUCCCGCUUGCCACCGAAUCCAUUAUUUACUGCUUCAUUGAUGGAGAUCAUGAGUGGAUUGGUAUCGUAUAUUCCCAGGAAUAGAUGUCCCGGAGGGUCUUCUGUACGAAUGGUGGUUGAUAUUCUAUGAGGCGUUCAUGGCAAGCCAGCCAAAUAACAGGAGUUUCUCUGGAAGUUCUCCCACAAUGAUGAUGACCUUUCCCCAGGAGACAACUGCUUCUCUGACCAGACAGCCUAUGAUGAAUGAGGAAAUGACAAGGGACUCAGCAAUUGAUACUAAUACUGGAUUGAUCUUCGGCGACAAUUUUAUGUGGUCAAAAGAAUGGCCUUCAAUGAAAGCUGAUCAUCUCCCCCAAAAUCUCAUGCCUUUGACCUAUCAACAGAAUCCAUCGACCUUUUCCUCAACUUUGAAUCCUGUGGUUGUGACUGAUGAUCUAAUCCCACAAGGAGGACCACAUCUCAUGCCUCCAGGAUUGGAGAAUCAUAUCUUAAGUUCUCGGAAAAGUGAAGAUCAUAAGAAAAUCAUAGUACUUUCACGAUUAGCAGAGAGCAGCAAAAAGAGAAAAGCUUCAUCAGAAGGAAACUCCGACAUGCCAGGGUUCUUUUUACUACAUUCAGAAAAUACUGUAGACAAUCCUUCUGAUAUGAGUGCUGAAGCAAAUUCUUCUGAUGUUAAUGAUAUAAAUGGUGAAGCAAAUAUUUCUUCUAGCGCCUCAAAAAAAUGUUCUUCAGCUUCGGAUGCAUCCAAAGGUACAUUCUAUUCCAGGCCGCCAAAGGAAAGAGUUGUAGUUGGAAGCAACUGCUCUUGGUAUACUCGCGUGCACGGGCAUGCAAGUCAAUGUGUCUAUAGAUAAACCUCCUGUUGUGCAUUAGUUGAUUCCCCCUUCUUUGUUCUCUUCUCUUCAUUGUGACGUAGUUUUUCUAACAUGUAUAUCGUUUUUAGUAACUAGUUUCCUUAAAUGGAAUAUGUCGAUAGCAGUAAAAAUUUCGCGUGAGUUGUUGCUGAUAUGAAUAUGCUCUUUCUCAGUCACCCUCCUCUAUCUAUUUAGCUUGGGGGAUUGGUAUCUUAUGCACAUGAUAAAUGAGUCGUUUUUGUAACAAGUGCUAAAGCAGUUAUAUUUUGACUAAUUCUAGCAUAACAAAUCCAUAGGGCAGUCUAACAUAUAAGCUCAUGCUCAAGUUUCACCUUUCUUAUAGGAACUUACCAAUUCUUGCAGUAACAUGCAUCUGCAGCAACAUAUUAUUGUGUGCUUUAGGUUUGAUUUUGGCAAUCUGGUUGCAGAUAUUGUAAGUCCUUGAAUCAAGAUGGAACCAGUAGGACAUACAUUCAAGUUCAUGGCUGGUUAAUAUUUUCCUCAUAUGCUGAAAGAGUUGCUUAUGCUGCCAUCUGAAGUUUGUGAAGUUACUCAAGCAGUGCUUGGUUUAUCUUAUAUAAUAUAGACAUGUUUUGUUUUUUGCUUAUAUGCACAGUGGCUUUUUCUGGAGGUUGUCCUUUAAUUUGCUUUAAUUUGUGAUGUGAUGACAAAAAUUAGGUAAAGCAAAUCAGUAAUUGGAUAUAAUUAAAUCUCACUUCUUUCUGCCACUUAAGAAGGAAAAAAGAAUUGACAGGAGGAGAGGCAGUGGUAGGAUUAAAUGCUAAUUCUGACUACUUCUGCACUUCCUUUAAAAGUUGGCAGUGAUGGGGAUUCCAGGAAGUUGGAAUGACCCUUUUAUCUCCAAGCUAGAACUUUCAUUUUGUGCUUUCUUUCUCUCCAACCAGGAAUAUUGUGAUUGAAGCAGAUCACUCUUAAAAGAGUUGCUUCCCUAUUCUGGUUGGCUAGCAUGUCUGAAGUUACAGAACUUGCUGCUAUAUCAAGACAAUUACUUGAGCUAUUCUUUGCUAUUUUUGUGGUUUGUGACACUUUUCUUUAAAGCAAAUACUGGACAGAAGUACAAAGAUCAUUGGUUUAGAAACGUCACAUGACAACUAAUUUUGAAAAUUUUUGUAGUUUCUUGGCUAAACCAAUGAAGGAAGAAAAGCAAGUAAAAUAACGUCAGCUUAGGAAAAAUGCAGGAAUCCUAAUCUAUUUUCUUCUAUUACUGCCCACCUGAUCUUAUGCCUUUAAUUCUGAAAUGUGAACUAUGUAGCUUGUUCAAUCGCUCUCGAUCGGAGCAAGCUUUGCCGAAUUUUGAAAGGGAAAGGUGGAGAAGAGCUCAGCAAUUGUCUCGUAGAUUGUGAUUCAAGAUUCUAAUUUCAUUUAAGAGGACAUUUGUAUGCUUUUGUCUUAUUCAAAUACCUUAAUUAGAAGUGGGGUUCCUCCUAAGAACACUUCAUAGUUGAAUUCAUCUAAUUUUUUUAUGGAGGGAGGUGGCUCUCUGUAUUUAUAGUUUCUUGCAAUUCAGUCUGGGCCAUUGUUGACAUGCCAGUGGCAUUUCUCUCUCUUUUCAUAAAGCUGGUCAAUGUUUAAUUAGUAGACAAAACUCCGAAGAUUGCUAAAUGUUCUAGCGAAUCAAUUGUCUUGUCUUUUAUUUUUUUAAUAGCAAUUUGUCUCGCCAUCUGUUAAGAGGUCUGCUUUUGUCCACAUCUAUGAAACUCCAUGAAGGGUAAGGGUUGAUAUCAUCCUGCUUAAUUGUUAGUGGGGAGUAGCAAUCCAGAACCUUCAUGUUUUUGAGUCAGGAGAGCUGAUAUUGAGGAGGAAAUGGACCUAGAUGUGAACCAGGAACUUCUUUAUUUCUUGUCCAUUCUAGGUGUUGUAGUGUUUCGUGCUAUCAAAGACGCUCAUAAUAUCUUUGUUGUUCAGUUGAUGGAUAACUUAUGUGGUAAUACGCUUGUGGAAAAGGAAUCUCCACAUAGAAUCUUAUAAAGAAUAUACCUUUGGAAGCACUGGAAGCUGAAGAAUAAUAUCCGUUUCAAGUGCUAGAAGAAACACUCGUUUCAGCAUUCUGGGCGUUAACAUGGAAAAGAUCCUCCGUUUACAGAGUUUCCGAAUGUAGUACACAGAAACAUGGUACACUGGAGCUUCCUUUUGACGAAGAAUUUACUUUAAGGAGCAUGGAGUUAGAUUUUUUGGUUGGGGCACUAACAUUCAUGGCUCCUUUGAAGCACUCUUUCCCUUUCCCUCCAAUGCCGUGCACUGUGGGAGGUCAUUAUUGGCAAAUAUAUCAGUCAAUUUCUCUCUGGAAAAUUGAGUGUAUCCAAGCUCUCUCUCGAGCCCUCAGGUGUCAGGAGUCUGGAAGUUGGCAAGCAGAGAUAUAGGGUGCUCCACUUGGCUCUACCGGUUUGAUAUUAAUAUAAGACCUGGUAUCGUUCUCCAAUACACCAGAAAUGAUCUACCGGAAUCACAAUUUGUGGAUUCACUUGAAGUGUUAUGGGAAGAGCCAACGUCACAUUCCAUUUGUAGUAUUUUCUACUAAUUAUCUGGUCCUCCAUACUCUGAGUAAUAAGCAACAAGAUUAACUCUUCAUUUCACUUUUUAAAUGAUGCAUAACAUUCAGAAACUUACAUUUAAACACUGAAACACCUCGAAGAACAUAAUUUGCAGUACAUUUUCAGAAUAGUAAAAGCUCAUAAGCAAGUUGAAAUAACUGCAUAAAGCACUGGGCUUGUUUGAAGUCAUAACAACAUCGUUGCUCUCUUCUCAAUUAUCACUUCUUUUUGGUUUAUCGGAGUGAAAUGUCACCUGAAACAAAAGGCAUGAUCUGAGUCAGAAAUAAUGUCAAAAGCUACUGUUGGUAUUUAUCGAAUUUCAUGCAGAUAUGCUCGCCUACACUGUCAGAAGCAGCUGGAAUCCACUCAUUUGUUGCUGGGUUCCCCUUGCAAGAGGCAUGAUGUAUGGUGGAGGUUUCCGAGUCAAGAUUGAAGCCCUCGCCUUUGGUGUUCUCCACUGUUAUAAAGCCUGUCCCAGUCUGGCAUGUGCUCAGAUAGUUAGAAGGUACUCACUGAUCAUCUCGCACUACCAGUCUACUUCUCAACUAAUACCCUAGAGAACCAUUAAAAGAUAUUUGCCAAUCUAUUAAUUUGUGAAAAACCAUUAAAAGAUAUUUGUAGGCUUAGUGAAAUAUCAUUUUGACAAGGUAAAAUAAGGGCAUAAAUUAAAAUAUUGCAGAGCUUAAUUUGAUAUGUGCUUUGACAAAUGUUCAUACCCUGUGGUGUUGCUUGUCAACGCAGUUGAGAUCCUUGUAAUAUUCAGUCUCCAUGAAGUCCUCCUUCGCUUCGCAUGCACUGUAGACAAGUUUCUGUUUUUGGAAGACAGGCAAAAUGCGUUUAUUUGUUGAAGGAGAUCAAACCCAAGGCACAGUUAUUAAAAGUAAUGGUGCAAAUUUGUUGGAUGUGCUCUUAUGUCCUUAUUCUCUAUAUCUACUAGAAGAUAGCAUAAAUGUAACAGCCUAAUCUGUCACUUUAUUGCCUUUAAUUUGAGCAGACAAUGAAGCACGUGACUGUGGUUUUUGGCUUGCGCAUAACUAUUUCCCUUUCUUUUGAAGCAUUCUUUCUUUGUUGGUACUUUUCGGUUAGAUCUCAACACUUGAUGCAGUUCGAAAAGGCAAUCCAAGUGAACCGAUUGGAACCAUUUUGCUGCUUAGGUACAGUAAGAUGAAAGAAUUAUGUUUUGCUACCUGAAACAAGAAAGAACAAGAGAGAAAAUGUAUCUCAAAUGACCCUUGUACUAUGAUGCUGUAAUUUCCUCGACUGCCUUGUUUCCCUAUGCUUUUACCGCAAGUCGUGGUUGCUUACGAAGCCAAAGGGCAAUAUGAUCAUUCAAACACAAUACAAGUCUACUUUGUAUGUUCCACAGUAAUAAGUCUGAUACAAAUGAAGGCAGAGCGAGGAAGAACCGAAACCUGAGGAUCAUUCUCAAGGCGCUGGAACUGCACGAAUUCCGGGAUAUCGCCAUCGGUGGACAGGACGUCGACAUAAUUGGAGGAGUACUCGCUCCGCUGGGGCUUCGUAUGCCGCUUGGGAGCAACACCGUCGAAGUACUCCUUGGUUUUCUCCUCGAUCAUGGCCUCUUCCUCCUUGGACAAGUGAACGUCGCUCCUGUUAGGCCUCCCGCAGCACUCCAUUUCUCUUUCCCCGCUUUGCCCGAAAUCUGUGUGUGUAUAAGUUCAAGAGAAUAGCCUGAUCUGGGGGGAAUUUAAAGGCCGGCCGUUCAUAGAGCAGAUAUUAGGAAUGCAGAUAUUUCUGCUUUGCCGUUCCAGGUCCAGGAUGCAAAGUCGCGUACGUUGGGACCACCGGAGUAGAACUUUUCUACAAAAUAUCUAGAUGCCUGCAUCAGGUUUUGGAUAAACAUCGAUAGGUGGCGGUGGGGCUCUUCCGCGGUUAAAUCACGUGCUGGUCGACGCAUGAGUCGUACGACAUUUCGCUGUGGGACUUAAUGCUCCAGACCAAUUCGCAGAGCUGGAUGGCUGAUCCGCCAUUUAUUACGGGCAACCAAAAGCUGUUCGAAAAUGAUCGGUAACGGGAGUGGUUUCGACCGAGCAUUACCGCGGGCCUGGGAGAUGCAAGGCCAAAUCAAAUCAUUGACUCCGUCCCGCCGGGAGUCACUUCAAAAUCUAGGGGCCAUCCGUUCGUCGGUUUCUGGCAGACCUUGUGACUCCUAUUCCAAAUAUUUUUGUUUGGAACCGUUAAUCGAACCCCAUUUCUUUUCUUUUUUUUUAAAUUUCAAUUCUUAUAAUAAAGUAGAAAAGUUGUACCGUUUCACUACCAUGUAUAUAUUAGUCAAGUGACCAUGUUGCUUCUUCGUGUUAAA
Eucalyptus grandis is the source of this 5732-nucleotide messenger RNA. RefSeq lists its product as uncharacterized. The coding region runs from base 144 to 860 and encodes 238 amino acids. The record is from RefSeq and is a predicted model, not a curated record. Lineage: Eukaryota; Viridiplantae; Streptophyta; Magnoliopsida; Myrtales; Myrtaceae. The transcript has 9 exons.